Cyclopterus lumpus (lumpfish) is the source of this 3144-nucleotide messenger RNA. It is a transcript of the gene iqck, whose product is annotated as IQ motif containing K. NCBI's taxonomy places the organism in Eukaryota, Metazoa, Chordata, Actinopteri, Perciformes, Cyclopteridae. Gene Ontology annotation, molecular function: protein binding. Bases 249 to 1550 code for a protein of 433 amino acids. The record is from RefSeq and is a predicted model, not a curated record. The transcript is spliced from 9 exons.
UGCAGUUAACGCGACGGAGUCGGGCUCUCUUCGUAGUUGUAUAUAUUUUCUGUGAGCCCUCGUGUUGUUGUUGACGUGCCGUUUUUAGUUUGUAAACACCCUCCAGUGCUUGUUUUGUUUAUUUGUCCCUGAAUGCCUCUCAACGCUACUUCCGCUCUUGUAGUCCGAGCGGCGGAAGUCAACGGCAUGGGUACUUCCUUGACAACCGAGCGAGUCCCUAGCAACCACCGGAGCGACCAGCCCGAGUAAUGGCUGCCGAAAGCAAAUCCCUUUGGCAGCGCGUGUGUGAAGAGUAUGAAGCUGAACAUCCGGGUCCUCCCAGCGCUGCGUGGCCUGACGGCAGCUCGAGGAGCGCCCGGCUCUCCCAGUACAGCGCCAGUACGCACACUCCGGGGUCCUCUGGACUCGCCACGGUGGUCGGGGGUCCUCUGAGGGACGCUGGUCCUCUGAGAGAUGAUGGUCCUCUGAGAGAUGAUGGUCCUCUGGGGGACGAUGGUCCUCUGAGGGACGAUGGUCCUCUGAGAGAUGAUGGUCCUCUGGGGGACGCUGGUCCUCUGAGAGAUGAUGGUCCUCUGAGGGACGAUGGUCCUCUGAGAGAUGAUGGUCCUCUGGGGGACGAUGGUCCUCUGAGAGAUGAUGGUCCUCUGGGGGACGCUGGUCCUCUGAGAGAUGAUGGUCCUCUGAGGGACGAUGGUCCUCUGAGAGAUGAUGGUCCUCUGGGGGACGAUGGUCCUCUGAGAGAUUAUGGUCCUCUGGGGGACGAUGGUCCUCUGGGGGACGCUGGUCCUCUGAGAGAUGAUGGUCCUCUGAGAGAUGAUGGUCCUCUGGGGGACGAUGGUCCUCUGAGAGAUGAUGGUCCCCUGGGGGACGAUGCCCAUCUUCUUCGCCGCCCUGCUCCCUGUGGCUCCUCAAGUCAGAGGUGCCCAUCAACGGCGCCUCCACCACUACGUGAACGUCCGGUGACACGUUUUUUGGAGAGCGACGUGUUUCCGGCGCUGUUGCCUGGACUCGAGGCGUUGCUGAAAGAAGCCCGGAAGCGAGGCUGCUUCAAGAGGCUAAAAACAUCCUUCAACCCGUGUGACUUCCUGACUGAGUGGCUCUACAACCACAACCCCCGCAGGCGAGACCAGGUCCCGGUGAACCUCCACGACGUCCCUUUUGUCAAAGACUUCCUCCGCAUGCACCCCAGGUCUCCCCUCCCGCUGUACCUUCUGCUGAGUGAGCAUCAGGCGGCGCUGCUCAUCCAGGCCUUCUGGAGGGGAUACAAGAUCAGAGCACGGCCAGAUGUGCAGGAGCUGCGCCAGUGGCAGAAGAAACUGAGAGAGAACGGCGACAUUGGUAGAACUGUGGAGAAGUUCUGGGCCCGACAAGAGAGCCGAGUGGGCUCUGCCAUGACAGCUCUUCCAGGAAGCCCCCAGCCCGGCGACUCAGAUGUGUCCAUCCAGGUGGUUUCCCCCACCCCCCAGAGCACUGUGGUCCACACCCCCACCCCUCAGAUGACCCCUGGGGGUGUGGAGUGGCUGACCCCCAGCCUCCACAGCACCAACUGAUGCCCAGACCGUGCACAGUGACAAACCCCCGACAGCAGCGUCUCCUUCUUCACCAGGAGCUCCAAACCUGAGCCUGACUGGUGGUGCUGUUACCGGAAAUCAUUAGCUCGUUACCGUGAUCAAGUUUUAUUUCAGUUUGUUGGAGGCUAUUGAACUCUGUGAGGUUGAUGUGCAACCGACCAAAAUGAUCAGUCAAACAAGCCAUUAAAAAGGCCUCUAACCAAUUUGAAAUGGCCAGCCAGGGAUUUAGGAUCUGAGAUUCGGGUCUAAUUAGUUGAUUGCUUUCAUUGCUUUUUUGAUGGAUCGCUUCCCUUCACGAGUCUCACCCGACAAAUGAACAGCAUAUAGUGCGGUUCACAUAUUAUUACUCGUUGCACCUCCAGCCGAUAGCUCACUGGAAGAGAUGUCCUUGCCUUGUCAUUACCUUUCUCCUUAGCAAUACAUAUCACUCGACAGAAGAGGUUAUAGCAUUUCCAUUCAACCCAGGAAUUGAGGGCAAAGUGAGUCAGCGUGCAGAGCAGCAUCCUGUUUAUUAGGAAAAGAAAUGAUCCUGUCAGCGAAAAGGGGAAUAAAAACAUCACUGGGAUCACUGGUGGGUGAUUGACAGCUACCUCCUUAGAUCGUGCUGUUUACCAAGUGAUAAUAACCCCGUCGCACACAGCAUAAAAUACCAACAUCACAAUGAACAGAAACAUUUUCACUAGCGUAUACAUUUGACAUCGUAUGAUGGUUUCCUGUUGAUUUGUAUAUUUUGCACACGCUGUGUUUUAUUCAGAGAUAGAAUAUUUUGGUUGUUUGCUAGACGUAACCAACGGUUACACAUUUAGCAUUUUGUUCCUUGUCGUGAUCACGCGUCAUCUUAAAUGUCACGAAGACGCUCGUGGAAAGUUCACAACAUGUGAUUAAAAGGAUAAAAGGACUGCGUGCUUCAUGCCAACUCAAGAGAACGUGCGGGUUGUAACGUCUUCUCCUGACUGCGUGUCGAUUAAACUGAGUGGAUGGAGUGCACUCGGUCACGUACCUGAGAGGAUACGUCUGGUUUCCCCUCCAGUGUCUCUGCAGAGCGGCAGUCUAGUGAUGGACCGAUGCACCCGCCUCACAGUGAGGCAUGAGGAGGGCCAUGUGGAUGUGUAUGUGGAAGCCUGGGAGACAGCUGCCACUGCAGGGGGGAGGUGAUAACACAUCCCAUUUCAUUCUGGGGACAUCUGAUACUGCAGCCAGCUCCACGGAGUCUGGGAGCACUGGGAGCACUGGGAGCACUGGGCCCGACUGAAACCAAAUCACACCGCAGCAGAGGGGAGCGGGCACCAGGCCGUCGGCGCAAAACCAGUAAACAACUGGUGCUGCGAUGGAAGUGUAGGUCUAGGAAUCCACUGAUUAUAUAAGUUAUAUUAAUACCGUGUUCUUAUAUAUACACAAACAUUGUUCAAACCCCUAAAACAUGGAGGAACUUAAAGGCCUUAAUUAUAGGCAGUUGAUAUGUUCAAGUUUAUUGUUCAAAUGUAACAUGUUUGCCUUUUUGUUCAUAUGUAAUAAAUAUAUUGAUCUUAAAUUAACAGUAUCAUUUAAAAGAAAUCAUAAAUUGUGCAUUACA